AUGGCCGCCCUAUCAUCAUCCCUGUUGGGUGCUCGUCACAUUCAAAACCUAAGUGCUGCGACAGUAUUAGAGCCUCAUUGGGGGUAUGCCGACCGGGCAGUCCCUUGUACAAGUGAUCCGGGUUCCUGCGCAUAUCUCGAUGUUGUAUAUUCAGCCCAUGAUCGGGGGAUGCUCUAUAGCGGCAUCUUCUGGUCUAUCAUUGGCGCUAUUCUACUCAUCUGGGCAUGUUGGAGACAUUAUGAUCGCCCGAUGAUGAGUCCGGUUCUCGUUGCUCCUCAAUUAUCCGGUCUAUACAAAACUCGUCGCUCAUUUGCGGCGCUCACAAAUCAAUUCCUACUGCCAGAUGCGUGCCGUAUAUUCUUUGGCCGUACUACCCGCCUCCAGGUCCUCAUCCUCGCCUCACUGGCUUCCUAUCUACUUGUGUUCAGCUUUGUCGGAAUUUCAUACAACACUUGGGUCACGCCCGUAUCGGGCAUGUCGAACACUUAUAACACUCGCUCAAGUAUCGGUCCCUGGGCGGAUCGCAUCGGCGUGUUUGCAUAUGCCCUCACCCCACUCUCAAUCAUGUUGAGUAGCCGAGAGUCUUUUCUCUCUCUCAUUACUGGCGUCCCGUACCAGAGUUUCAAUUUUUUGCACCGAUGGCUAGGGUACAUUAUCUUUGUGCAAAGUUCUCUCCACACAAUCGGCUGGUGCAUUGUCGAACUCAGGCUUUAUCAACCACAGCCAUCAGUUGGAAUUGAAUGGGUCACUCAGACAUACAUUGUUUGGGGUAUCGUUGCCAUGAUUCUCUUGCUUAUGAUGUUCGCCCUCAGCACUCCCUGGGGCAUCAGGGCCACGGGGUAUGAGACUUUUCGAAAGCUCCACUAUGUUCUCGCCAUGGUCUAUAUCGGUGCCUGCUGGGGUCACUGGAAGCAAUUAAAGUGUUAUCUGUGGCCCUCCCUGAUCUUCUGGUUUCUGGAUCGCGGUGCUCGAUUUGUCCGGACGGCAAUUCUGCAUUACCAUCCAGAUCAAUUUGAUCAAUCGCGAAUGUUGAGCUUCAAACCAGCAGAAGCAGCUAUCACUCGAUUUCCAGAUGAGGAGUACGGCGAUGUCAUCCGACUCGAUAUGGAAAAUCCACAAGAUAUUUGGGAUGUUGGCCAACACUACUACCUGUGCUUUCAGAAAGGAAGCAUCUGGCAAUCACACCCCUUCACCCCACUCAAUGCCCCAACUCUUUUGCAAGGAAGAGUGAAGCAUUCAUACAUCUUCCGGGCCAAGAAGGGCGAAACAAAGAAAAUCGCCGAUCUCGCUGCAACCGGCAUUCCAACGACACCAGUCAUCCUAACGGGUGCCUACGGAGAAGCAAUCAUGGAGAACUUGACGCCUGACACAAACAUCAUUUGCGUCGCAGGUGGUACCGGAAUUACAUAUGUCCUCGGGGUCUUACUCGAGCUUGCACAACAAGCACCAUCUCCCGACCGAAAAAUCGAGCUCAUCUGGGCAAUCCGUCACACGUCCAAUACUAAAUGGAUCAGUGAAGAGCUUUCUUUACUACGAAAAGCCAAGAAAAACCUGAAUCUUAAGGUCAAGAUAUUUGCUACGAGAGAUUCUAAUAGCAGACCCCACUCUAUUGAGGUGGAUGAGCCAUCGAAAGCUUUUGCAGCAGAUGAGGACGAGAAAGCCGUGCAGGUGAAACCCGUCUGUGCUGCAUCUGAUUCUGAUGUUUGUGACUGUCCGAGUGGCUCAGUUGAGAAGCUCGGUGGUUCAGCAAAUAGCAGCCAAAGACAUCCUUCUCUUCAUAAAAUGAUCCCGGGCUUCUUGGAGGACACUGUCAGGGGACCUACUACCGUCUUUGCCAGCGGGCCUGGCGGGAUGAUUAGUGACCUGCGCAGCAUUGUUGCUUCCUGCAAUUCUGGCUCCAAAGUAUGGAAGGGCCAGGAGAGAUUUGACGUUAGCCUUAUCUGUGAUGAUCGGUUGGAAUGGUAG
This is a messenger RNA of Penicillium waksmanii, 1965 nucleotides long. Its product is annotated as ferric reductase family protein. The transcript has a single exon. Gene Ontology annotation, cellular component: plasma membrane. Gene Ontology annotation, molecular function: ferric-chelate reductase activity. Gene Ontology annotation, biological process: intracellular iron ion homeostasis; iron ion transport; copper ion import. The record is from RefSeq and is a predicted model, not a curated record. Lineage: Eukaryota; Fungi; Ascomycota; Eurotiomycetes; Eurotiales; Aspergillaceae. The coding region runs from base 1 to 1965 and encodes 654 amino acids.